This is a messenger RNA of Schistosoma turkestanicum, 317 nucleotides long. NCBI's taxonomy places the organism in Eukaryota, Metazoa, Platyhelminthes, Trematoda, Strigeidida, Schistosomatidae. The record is from the annotation of a GenBank genome assembly.
UUCUUGGCUUAUGGGAUCUAGUCUAUCAACCUGUUUGCAGCUUCUAUGGAACCCCCGAAUUGCCUAAUACAUCAUCGGAUUCUGGUCAUAUCGGUACAACUGUUAGUAAAUUAAAUCUGUUUAAAAAGCCAUAUCAGCUCCGUAAUGAAGGUUGUUAUUGUAAUGAAUAUAUGUCUCCAGAUACACCUUAUAGUACCAGUCGAGGUGGGAUUAUUCAUGGUCUUAGAAGAGGUACACGUUCAUUUUCAACAAGUACUCUAUGGGCAACUUUACAAUUGAGUAUUCAAGGUAUAAGAGCUGUUCAAUCUAUUGCGGAA